Messenger RNA from Loxodonta africana (African savanna elephant), 3352 nucleotides. It is a transcript of the gene RSPO2, whose product is annotated as R-spondin 2. The transcript has 4 exons. The record is from RefSeq and is a predicted model, not a curated record. Lineage: Eukaryota; Metazoa; Chordata; Mammalia; Proboscidea; Elephantidae. Bases 820 to 1347 code for a protein of 175 amino acids.
CCAUUUAUUGAGACUGAUGACUUGCAUGUGGUUUGUUCAUUUUUAUUUUAAGGUGAUUGUCCGUAAAAAUCCCAGGUCCUGAGAUUGUAGAAAAUAUCUAGAGGAUAGUCUCACAUUUUCUUCUUUGUUGGUUUUUCUGGCUGUGGACAAGUUUUUAUGUUAACUUCUUUACUUAGGGAUUCCAAAACAUAUUGAUAUUUGAAUUUGGACCCCACACUUAGAUGUCUUGCAGGCUUGGGAUUUUUCUUUCUUAUAGCUGUUUUCUCUCUUCUGAGCUCACGGUUUCCACGGCCCCAAUCCAGGGUUGCCGUCCUCUUCUUAGCUAGUUGGGGUGAGGAUGGGGUUCUAGUACUUAUUCAUAGGCAGAACAGUCCAGAUGACUCCUUUGUACCUAAAGAGAUCAAACUUUCAGUUCUCCACAUGCAUGUAUUUUGACCUGGACACACAACCCUGCCGUAAGGUCUGCCUCUGUCUGGUCUAAUAUCCCAUGAGCUGGUUCAGUUUCAGCUUGUAGCCUCAACUCUGUGUCUUGGUUUCUUCAUUGUCUCUAAGCUUGGUUGUAUAUUAAGUUUUCGGGGGGUAUAUUUUAUCUAGUAUUUCUUUGUGAUUAGAGCAGAGGGACAAAAGACACUUUGCUCUCAGCAUGUUGUAUUUACCAGACUUCUGAUUAUAUUCGUAUUUAAACAUGUUUUUUUAUUUGUUCCUUUUGCAGCAAGCUAUGUGUCAAAUCCCAUUUGCAAGGGUUGCUUGUCUUGUUCAAAGGACAAUGGGUGCAGCCGAUGUCAACAGAAGCUGUUCUUCUUUCUUCGACGAGAAGGGAUGCGUCAGUAUGGAGAGUGCCUGCAUUCUUGCCCAUCAGGGUACUAUGGACACCGAGCCCCAGAUAUGAACAGAUGUGCAAGAUGCAGAAUAGAAAACUGUGAUUCUUGCUUUAGCAAAGACUUUUGUACCAAGUGCAAAGUAGGCUUUUAUUUGCAUAGAGGCCGUUGCUUUGAUGAAUGUCCAGGUGGUUUUGCACCAUUAGAUGAAACCAUGGAAUGUGUGGAAGGAUGUGAAGUUGGUCAUUGGAGCGAAUGGGGAACUUGUAGCAGAAAUAAUCGCACGUGUGGAUUUAAAUGGGGUCUGGAAACCAGAACACGGCAAAUUGUUAAAAAGCCGGCAAAAGACACGAUACCAUGCCCAACCAUUGCAGAGUCCAGGAGAUGUAAGAUGGCAGUGAGGCAUUGUCCAGGAGGGAAGAGGACACCAAAAGCAAAGGAGAAGAAGAACAAGAAGAAGAGGAAGCUGAUAGAAAGAGCCCAGGAGCAACACAGUGUCUUCCUAGCUACAGACAGAGCUAACCAGUAAAAUAAGAGACCCACUUGAUGGAUUGGGGGGGGUUGUUUUUGCAAAAGUGCACAAAGCUACUUUCCACUCCUGCACACUGGUGUGUACAGCAUUUGUGCUGUUUUCAUGCAGUCUCUGUUCCCAGUGACAUUGUGAAAGGAAGAGCCACUAGCAUGGUCUCUGUGUUAUUUAUAUGUUAAUUUGGAUCUGGGGUCCGUGGAGUCAGGAGCUGGUUGACCUGAGUCAGUGGAAUCACGUGUCAGUGCACAGCAUGUGACUUGGUUCCGUGUCUGCUAAGAGAACCUGUCCCUGGCAGCCGUGGAGAGGCAAGAGGUGUGAGACUGCAGACCACCCUUGGCGAAUGGACUUGUCCAUAUUUAUGUGAAAGAAGAUGCUCGGUAGACAAAGCUCUGUUUCACUUGUGACCUUUAUUUCCUCACAUUGUGCGUUUUCAAGGAUAAAUAUACGUAGAUCUCUGCUUAGCGUUACCACAUGUUCUCAGCAUCUAUUACCUUCAAUCCAUUGUGCGAUGAAACUGCCUUUAGCUGGUGAUAGCCUGUAGCAAUCCCUGCUCAAUUUCACAGCAGUUCUCAUGUGUACAUACUCUGCUGGGGCUACAUAUAAAUGUCUUAUUUACUGUAUAUUUAUGCUUUCUUAUGUGUAACAAGUCAUAUCUGGUUAACAUUAUAUCACUUUGUUUCUAGUGGUGCCUAACCAUUGUUCAGUAAGUAACUGUUCUAGUUUUAUUAACUGACAAAUGUUUUGUUGCCCCUUGAACCUUUUUUGUUUUUUGGGGGGUGGGUUUAUUUCUUACUGUAAGGAUAGGAUAAGCUAGUUUGUAUAUAUAGUCAAAUGACCAGUGUCAAAGAGUUAGAAUAUCUGAAGCCCUUCCCCACUCUCCAUUUCCCCGACAGAUAAGGCAGCAUGUGGCACCCGUCAGCCACAAGCCAAAACUCCUUUUGAAUCUAAGAUGUGAUGACUUUAUGAGAUACAGCUGAAAUGUUGUGUGGGUUUACAUGCAGUCACUUGUAGUACUCAGCAUGCAAUUUCCCUGGUCCCCUGGAGAAUUUUUCUGGCUUUAUUUCUGACUUUAAUUCUUUUUUUUAAAUUUAAACAGUCCCUGACUUGCAAGGAUAGGGUUUCUAUCAAUAUUCUUGCGUCACUGUAGAAGUUACCAUCAUGAGACCAUGAAUAGAAUUUGAGGAGCAAACAAGCUGAAUUCCUACAACGCCUUGUCAGAUUUUAACAGGUCUCUAUUGAAUCUGUUUCAUAUCCAAGAUGGAGAGAAAGACAAUAUGGAGACUCCCCAGGUGCCUUUGAGAGCAGUUGUUUGAAAACCUUGAUUCACUUGGGGUAACUGGUUCUUAAGAGGAUUGUGAAAUGGCUUCAUACUUUGGUAAGAGUCAUUAUCUUCCUCUUUGAUACAAGAGAAAAUUAGAAUGAAAAGGAAAUGGUUGCAGAUUUUGAGGAAAAAAACCAAAGCAAGGUAAAGCCUUUUUCUCACCUUGCACUGGAAAAACUACCUCUUCAGCAUUUCUGUUUAACUUUUGAGUCAAAAGCAUCUUACCAAUAAGUAUAAAUGUCAUAUACAUCGCUAUGAAAUAUUAUUGCUAUGAGAUAAUAAGCCAUAUAUGAAUGUUGUAUACAACUUUAGGGUUUGCGCUUAAUCCUAAAGUGUUCACCUCCUUUCACGUCUGUUUACACUAUAUUCCUGUUACUGAAGGGUGAGGGGUCUCCUUUAUAUAGUGCUUCAUCACUAAUAUCUGUUCUGUUUCUGGGUUGUUCUUUUUGUGCAUUAAAAACACUUCAAAGCUAUUUUUUGUGGGAAUUUUCUUUAGAGAAAUUAAUUUAGAAAAUAAGGCAAUGCCUUAUAUUUUACUUUUAAACUAAAAUAGUUUAAUAUUGGGAAGUAGAUGUGAAAUAAGACUUUUGGGAAUCUGUUAAUAAAAGUAUGUUUUGUCAACUCUGCUUCCAAAUAAUAAAACUUAAAAAAAAAAAAAAGCAAGCAGACAAUUUAAAAAGCCUA